AUGCCCUCCUUCACCUCCGCUGCCCGCGUGGCUUCUCGCGCAUCCCCCGCCAGCGCUGGCGCCCGCCUCUCCCAAAUGCGCAGCCAUAUGAGCUCCAAGGCGACCUCCCCAAUGGCUCGCAACAAAGAGAUCGGCGAAGCAUACAUUCUCUCUGCCUCGCGCACGCCGACGGCCAAGUUUAACGGAAGCUUUAUGAGCAUGUCCGCGCCGCAACUCGGCGCCGUAGCCAUCAAGUCUGCCAUUGAAAAGUCAAAAGUUCCUAUUUCCAAGAUUACAGAUGUUUAUAUGGGCAAUGUACUUGCAGCGGGCAUAGGUCAAGCACCUGCCAGACAGGCCUCCAUGUUCGCCGGCCUACCAUCCACAGUUGAAGCUGUAACCAUCAACAAGGUCUGCGCUUCGGGGAUGAAAGCAGUUGUUAUUGCGGCGCAGAACAUCCAGCUUGGCUUGGCGGAGGCACAAGUUGCAGGCGGUAUGGAAAGCAUGUCUCGAGUGCCCUACUAUCUGCCGAGAGCAGCGCAAAACCCGGCGUUUGGAAACAUGCAAUUGAAGGACGGGCUUAUCGAAGAUGGGCUCUGGGAUGUGUACAACCAGUUUCACAUGGGGAAUUGCGCCGAGAAUACGGCCCAAAAGUUCAAUAUCACUCGCGAAAUGCAGGAUGAAUAUGCCAUCCAGAGCUUUGAACGGGCACAAAAGGCCUGGGCGGAGGGCAAGUUCAAAGACGAAGUUGUCCCCGUCACGGUCAAGGGGAAGAAGGGAGACACUAUUGUCUCCGAAGAUGAGGGUUACAACAACUUGAAGAAGGACAAAGUUCCCACUUUGAAACCGGCAUUUGUAAAGGAUCCUACGAAGGGGACGGUGACGGCAGCGAACUCGUCAACAUUCAAUGAUGGUGCGAGUGCGUUGGUCCUGGGCAAUAAGGAAAUUGCCCGAGAAUAUGGCAAAGGAAGCCGUGUCCUCGCGCGAAUUGUCAGUUCGGCCGAUGCAGCCAUCGAUCCAGUGGACUUCCCUAUCGCGCCUUCAAAAGCUGUACCUAUCGCGCUGGAAAGGGCUGGGUUAACCAAGGAUGACAUUGCCAUCUGGGAAUUUAACGAGGCCUUUGCAGCAGUCAUCAAGGCAAACGAACAGAUCCUGGGACUGCAGAAUGCCAAGGUGAAUUUGUUGGGCGGUGCCAUCUCGAUCGGCCACGCUCUAGGCAGUUCGGGCGCGCGUAUCUUGACAACAUUGCUGCAUCAGCUGAAGCCUGGCGAGUACGGAUGUGCUGCCAUUUGCAACGGAGGAGGUGCAGCAACCGCCAUAAUUGUGCAACGAAUCGAGAAUGUGGACUAG
Molecule: messenger RNA, 1326 nt
Organism: Fonsecaea nubica
Lineage: Eukaryota; Fungi; Ascomycota; Eurotiomycetes; Chaetothyriales; Herpotrichiellaceae
Exons: 2
Coding region: 1-1326 (441 amino acids)
Biological process (GO): fatty acid beta-oxidation
Molecular function (GO): acetyl-CoA C-acetyltransferase activity
Source: RefSeq, a predicted model, not a curated record